Molecule: messenger RNA, 2123 nt
Organism: Nycticebus coucang (slow loris)
Lineage: Eukaryota; Metazoa; Chordata; Mammalia; Primates; Lorisidae
Product: RWD domain-containing protein 1-like
Exons: 1
Coding region: 512-946 (144 amino acids)
Biological process (GO): cytoplasmic translation
Source: RefSeq, a predicted model, not a curated record
UUUGAUUUGUAAUUGUUUAAAGAAAUGAAGUGUUGAGCGCGGCCAUGGUCUCAGCUGCUGCACACUGCUUGGGUGUCUGGGCAAUCCAUGGGCAGCAGCAAGGGCCACGAUGAUAGAUUAUGGCGAGGAGCAGCGCAAUGAGCUGGAGGCUCUGGAGUCUAUCUACCCCAACUCCUUCACAGCUUGGUUGCACAUUGAUCCAACCCUGCUAACAAUCAGUCUUCCAAAAUAUAAAUGGACUCCCUUGACACCACAUUCUCCUUCAGUAGUGCUUCACUUGACAAGGUCCUGCUAAGUGUUAUCAGAAAAUCCACCCAGCUUCACUAUUACUGAGACAUGGGAGGCUGGAGAAAAUGAUGAAACUGUCCAGACUAUCCUCAAGUUUACAUACAGUGAAAAAUACCCAGAUGAAGCUCCCCUUUAUGCAAUAUUCUCCCAGGAAAAUCUAGAAGAUAAUGAUAUCUCAAAUAUUUAAAAAUUAUUAGCAUUACAGGCUGAAGAAAAUCUUGGUAUGGUGAUGAUCUUUACUCUAAUGACAGCUGUGCAAGAAAAAAUAAAUGAAAUAGUAGAUCAGAUAAAAACUAGAGGAGAAGAAAACAAACAGAAAGAAAAAGAAGCAGAAGCUGAAAAGCAAUUAUUCCAUGGCACUCCUGUUACAAUUGAGAAAGUCUUAAAUUGGAAGGCUAAGUUUGAUGCAGAACUUUUGGAAAUUAAAAAGAAACAGAUGAAAGAAGAACAAGCAGGAAAAAAUAAAUUAAGUGGGAAACAGUUAUUCGAAACAGAUCAUAAUCUUGACACAUCUGAUAUCCAGUUCUUGGAGGAUGCUGGAAACAAUGUGGAAGUAGACAAGUCCUUGUUCCAGGAAAUGGAUGACUUGGAGCUGGAGGAUGGUGAGGAUGAUGCAGACUACAAUCCUUCUGACCCAGGGAGGGACUCAACUACCUGAUGGACUGUCCCCAUCUGCAGAGAGGCUUGACUGCCACAGCAUCUGUGACUAUGCUCAGAGGGUUUUGAUCUUCCUUUCUUUUUUUUCUAAGAAAAAAUAUUUUUCAGGAGAAAAUCUUCUGAUAGCUUUCAUCAUUGAACUUAAUAAACUGACCUUAAAAUUUCAAAAAAAAAAAAAAAAGAAAAGAAAGAAAUGAAGUGUUGUCUAAAGGCUUGGAAUGUUUUAAGCUAAUAAAGUCUGUUAAUUAGAGACAGGUCACCAGACAUACACCAGACUCAAGUGAUCCAUUAAGUAAAUUGAGGACCUGCAGGUGUGGUUUGAGCUUUGUCUUGCAUAGCCUUCAGCCUCUUAAUGAGUUACAAAGGAUACCUCCAAGAAAGGAGGGGACCACGAUGAGGCAUCUCUCAUCUCCCUUCUCAUGACUAGCAAGUCAGAAUUAGUGUAUUUCUGCGGUCCCCUUGGUGAAGAGGGGUCCAUUCAGUCAGCUGGUAGAAAGGCUCAGGAUUUUAUUUUAGCUUACAAUUCCUCCCUUUUGGCCAGAAUCUACCAGAAAUAGUAUCAAUGACCAAACACUUAUUUUGUCCCAUCAUUGCCAGGGUUAGCUAUGUAGUUUUUAAAAUGUAUUUCAACUUCUUUAUGCUUGAGUUUUCUUGUUGAUAAAAUGAAGGAUACUCUUUUGAGAUUUAUGAAGUUAAAUGUGAUAUCUAUCUAUGUGAUAUUGCUAUGAUUAUCUACCUUUUUAAAUUUCAAGAUAUUACAAGGGUACACAUGUUUUGUUGUAUGUUUGAAUUUCGCUAUGCCUGAGUCAGGGUUAUAAGUGUGAUCAUCACCCACAUAGUGUUCAUUGUACCCAUUAAGUGGGUUUUUGCAAAUCCUCUCCUCUCCCAUCCCCUUUACUUGAUUACCACUGAGUUUUAUUCCCCUCAGUACACAUGUGUGUUCAUCGGAAGUUUCCAAUUUAAUACCAUGUGUUCCGUGUAAAAGAAUGUUUAUUUUUCCAUUCCCUGGAUACUUCACUUAGGAUAAUUAUCUCUCAUUCCAUCCAAAUUGUUGCAAAAGCCUUAACCCAUCCUUAUUCAUAGCUGCAUAGUAUUCCAUAGACCACAUUUUAUUAACCCAGCCAUGAAUUGAUGGGCACUGGAUUGAUUUCACAUCUUUACAAUUGUGAGUUGUGCUU